AUGCAGAAACAAAGGGAACUGGAUGAGGCGCUAAGGGCAGGUGCUGCUUCAAGACGUGUUAAUGUGGAUAAGCUAAUGGCUUCGACAAUACAUACGUUGAUCAAUUAUAACAUCGAGUUCACUCCAGCCAGCACUUCACAGAAUACAAUAGAGGAUGAUAAUUUGAAGUAUAUUCUCCUUAAACCAGAAAAUGAGCCAGCGAAAAAGCAAUAUAUAGUUAAUAAUAUUCAGUCAAAAGAAAAUGUUGCGAAAUUCAGAGUACACAAAUUUCAACAUAAACAACAUGACAGUGAAAUGAAGCAGAAUACGGAAAAUAAAAAAUACAUUAGGAAGAGGAAGCCAUGCUCCAUCGAAAAAUGUCAGCGGAAAAAGCAACGGUAUACAGAACAGAGUUAA
This is a messenger RNA of Loa loa (African eye worm), 396 nucleotides long. RefSeq lists its product as hypothetical. The coding region runs from base 1 to 396 and encodes 131 amino acids. The record is from RefSeq and is a predicted model, not a curated record. The transcript has 4 exons. Lineage: Eukaryota; Metazoa; Nematoda; Chromadorea; Rhabditida; Onchocercidae.